AUGACGUUGCGGGUCGAGGUACCCGGAGAAAAAGUUGUGAAUUUAGAAUCAUGCAAGUGCAAACCUUACGAUAGCGAAAUAACAAAAUCUGAAGCAAAAUUAAAUGGGAGAUUGAAAGAAUUCAUAAAAAAAACAUGGGCUCUGAGAUCGACAGUGACAGUGGAACCGUAUGUAAUAUGUUAUGUGUUACCGAGUGUUUUAGCGGGAUUGGCUGUUCAGAAUUUAUGUUUAGAAAAAUCAUGUUUAGUGAAUUUGAAAUACGACGUCCAAACAUGCGAUCAUAUAAUGCAGGGACGCACCUUCAACUACACCGAACAAGAGAAAAACGUUCAAAAGAUGGUUGCUAGUAUGACAGCUUGGAGCUUUCCACUGCAGACGGCACUACCUGGAAUAUUGACCCUCUUUGUGGGUGCUUGGAGCGAUCGUACAGGAAACAGAAAAAGCUUUAUGGUUAUUCCAAUAUUAGGAAAAUUAAUUUCAAUAUUUGGUAUUAUAUUGAGUACAGUAUUCUUCCUAAAAGUUGGUCUCAACGAAACUGCUUUAAUCGAAGGCCUUCCUCCAGCGCUGGCUGGUGGGCGCGUAGCCAUGACGAUGGCUGUGUACAGUUACAUUACAGAUAUAACAAGUGAGUCCGAGCGGACUUUUCGUUUAGGAAUCAUUACAGCUAUUCUGACUCUUAGCAGGCCGAUUGGGCUUGCCCUUAGUGGAAUAAUGACUAGACGUUUCGGCUAUUAUGGUGUUUUUACAGUAGCGUGCUUUUUCUACAUGACUGGUUUUGUAUACAUCCUUCUGAGAUUGAAGGGGAAAGCCGUAAAAAAAAUAGAUAAGGAAGAGCCCCAGACAAUUUUGUCAAUGUUCUCAGUGAAGGACUUAGUAGCCACAGUGAACGUAGCAUUUAAAACUCGACAGGGAUCCAGACGCUUGCAGAUCAUACUAAUUAUGUUUGCAUAUAUGUUCAUCGUUGGACCUGUUCUGGGUGAGGCGCAGAUGACGUACUGGUUCACUCGCUACAAGUUCAAAUUCACCGAAGUCGACUACAGCUUGUUCCUCACAUACUCCGUCCUUAUUGGUACUAUUGGUUCGUUCAUAACAAUAUAUUUAUUCAGCAAGAGGUGGAAAAUAGAAGAUAGUGUUAUAGGGGUGAUGGCGUGUGUGAGCCGGGUUGCUGCGAGUAUGGUUUACGCACUAGCGCCCACUAGAACGAUAUACUUCCUUGGUCCUGUCCUAGACAUGUUCAGUUCGGCUGGUGCCACGUCCCUACGAUCGAUUGCUACUAAACUCGUUGAAGCGGAUGAAGUUGGUAAAACUAGCUCUCUGAUAAGCAUAUCAGAAGCAUUAGUGCCCGUGAUCUAUUCACCGGUGUAUAGCAAAUUAUAUCUAAGCACGCUGUCAACUUUCCCCGGGGCGUUUUACCUCAUCAGUGCCGCACUUGCUGUUCCUGCCAUAGCUAUAUAUAUAAGUCUAUUCAUUUUACGGAAACGAGAGAUAAAAGAAGAGAAUCAGUCUGCUGAAAGAAACCCUAAGGAUAGUGAAGUUACCCGAUUU
Brenthis ino (lesser marbled fritillary) is the source of this 1545-nucleotide messenger RNA. The record is from the annotation of a GenBank genome assembly. NCBI's taxonomy places the organism in Eukaryota, Metazoa, Arthropoda, Insecta, Lepidoptera, Nymphalidae.